Messenger RNA from Dichomitus squalens LYAD-421 SS1, 1590 nucleotides. RefSeq lists its product as uncharacterized. The record is from RefSeq and is a predicted model, not a curated record. The coding region runs from base 1 to 1560 and encodes 519 amino acids. Lineage: Eukaryota; Fungi; Basidiomycota; Agaricomycetes; Polyporales; Polyporaceae. The transcript is spliced from 6 exons.
AUGCACUUCUCCAAGACUUACACUCAACUACUUCUCACACUUCCUCCAGACCUCAGAGAGAGCGCCAUCCAGUACCGUCAGCUCAAGAAGAUAAUCAACCAGAUUGUCGCAGAGCUUACCUCGCUCGGGCUCUCCCCGGACCUUCUGCACGGGAUCAUACAGCAACCGCCUUCUCAAGGGCUCGAUAAGGGAAAGCAAAGGGAGCGUUCCCUCACCGACUUCCCUUCGCCCCAAGCAUCUUCGGAGCCGCCUUUGCAUUCCUCGAGUCCUCGCGUCAUCUACGAGCUUGCUGAUGUCGUCGACCACGUCGAACCUCGCCUCCACCUCUAUCUCGACAACUAUGGGAACCAGGAGACAAUAUUACCGCCUGACGUCCUAUCCCAGGCCCUGGGCUUCACGACAUCCUGCCCAACACCACUACCUAGUCACCAAUAUGCCGCUUCCUCCUCAUCCACUGUACCCUCCGACUCUCUGGCAUCAUCUGAUAUUGGCGACCACUUGACGACGAAAGGUUUCUCCAAUGUUCCCCAAGAGCUCAUCAUCCCGCUCGUAUCUGAUACUGUUUUCUUCCGGACGCUCUCUGAAGCUCUCGAGUCUCUAUCCGCGUAUCUAGUCACCAGGAAGGCCGAAUUCGAAGCGACUCUGCAAGCGCUCUCUCACGAAAUCUCUUCUGCGUCGCACCCAUCUUCCUCCACUUCCGCAUUUCACCCAUAUUCUCCGUUCUCAUCCGACCCAGCGACCAUCAAUGUCUCUUCUGGUACUCUUGUAACCCAAUCAAAGUCUGAUCUUGAGACUUGGAGGGAGAUCUUCCGCAUGUACGUCGAGGCAGACAUUUUUCAGGGUCACCAGGAGCGUUUUCGGGGCGAACGCGACACGGACGAUGCCGCUGCUAGAUUCUUUGCGUUCUCGUCCCAAUUGCACGAACGUCUGUCUGAGGGAGACCUAAAGCUCAAACUCAAGCGGAGUAAAAUCGCGCUGCGUACGUUCUUGGAGCUCAACACGUUCAUCUUGAACUUGAGAAAGUUCCAGGACGUCACUGCCGAGGCAACGCGGAAGAUCCUCAAGAAGCAUGCAAAGCGCACUGCUCUUCCCCUGGCUCCUGACCUGGCUUCCCCCUUUAUUAUCGUCCCAGAGGCUCGAGAUCGCGCUCUCGUCCUCUCGCGACCGGUCUCUCGGGGCGCUAGCUCUCUCUCCCUCUCGCUGCUUCUCGUUCAGGCCCUGACCGAAACAUUGUUGCCUAUCAUUCCGCAUAUCGAUGACUACUCGUGCGUCAUAUGCACAAGCCUCGCUUUUAAGCCGAUACGUCUUCGUUGUAGCCACUUGUUCUGUGUAAGGUGUCUGGUGAAGUUGCAGAAGCGAGGAGAGCAACACUGCCCCAUGUGCCGUGCACCAACCGUGCUGUCUGCGGAUCGCUCAAAUGUUGACUGGGCUCUUCUGAAUUUUAUGAAGGAUUGGUUUCCUAGUGAAGCUCGCAAGAAGUUGCAGCAGAAUGAACGUGAGGCGGCCGAAGAGGAGUUAAGGGAGCUGGGUUUAGAAUUCAGAGGAUGCAUUGUGGUGUGAUAUGAGUAUUUUGAUAUAUGCUUCGAUGCA